AUUUCGACCCAACACAGAUAGAAAAACGCAUAAGCGCGAUUUUUAGUUGCAUAUCCUUUCUUCGUUCUCUGUAUUUCUUCUCAAGUUGUAAGCUACGAAGAAGAAGAAGAAGAAACAUUGCUGAAACCAAAAUCAAUCGAUAAAAACCAAAUCAUUCGUCAAAAUGGGUAUGAAAUUUUUGAACAAGAAGGGUUGGCACACGGGAAGUCUUCGGAACAUUGAAAAUGUUUGGAAAGCCGAACAAAAGCACAGCGCCGAAGAGAAAAAACUCGAUGAACUUCGUAAACAGAUUCAAGAAGAACGUGAACGUAGCGAGUUUCGUCUUCUUCAGGAAAAGGCUGGCCUCGUUCCUCACCAGGAGAGGUUGGAGUUUUUGUACGAUUCGGGAUUAUCCGUUGGUAAAACAUCUGAAGGUUUCAAGUCACUUGAAGCUUUGCCUAAAUCCGAUCCAACUGAUGCACCUUCAUCUUCUGCUUCUAAGGAUGCAACUGUUCCUGGAGCUUUAUUUGAGGAGAAGCCUCAAUCUGCUAAUGAUUCUUGGAGGAAACUUCAUUCUGAUCCCUUGCUUAUGAUUCGCCAACGCGAGCAGGAAGCGCUUGCGAAGAUUAAAAACAACCCUGUUAAGAUGGCCAUGAUCAGAAAAUCGGUUGAAGGAAAGGAACACAAGAAGAAAGAUCACAGUAAGAAGGAAAAAAAGAAGCAUCGAUCCAGUAAAUCAAAGCAUAAAACACAGUCCGAUUCAGACGAUGAUAUUGCCGAAAGGAGAAAAAGAAGGACCAGUGAUGAAGACCUUGACAAGAAGCGUCGUAAGGCUCGAUCAGAUUCUGAAGAUGACAUUGCAGAAAGGAGAAAAAGUAGGAUCAGUGAUGAAGACCUUGACAAGAAGCGUCACAAGGCUCAAUCAGAUUCCGAAGAUGACAUUGCUGAAAGGAGAAAAAGACGGACCAUUGAUGAAGACCUUGAUAAGAAGCGUCACAAGGCUCGAUCAGAUUCAGAGAAUGAAUCAAGUGAAGGAGAAAGGAAGAGAAGGAAGAAUCACUAUGAAGAUAGAAAAUACAAAGAAAGAUCUCCCAGUCACCACCGGAGUCAAAGCAAAGUCAAAGACUAUAGAGAAGAUGCUGAUAACAGAAGGAAGAAUCAAUAUGAAGACAAAAAAUACAGAGAAAGAUCACCCAGUCAUCACCAGAGUCAAAGCAAAGGAAAAGACUAUAAAGAAGAUGUUGAUAACAGAAAUGAUAAUAAGCCAAAGUCAGGAAGAUAUGCUCCAGAAGGUCAGUCCAAUUUUGAUGUCUCUAAAAGGGGGAAUGGGAGCUUUCGAGAACCAAGCUCUACUAGAUCUUCUGCUAAUUCACUCGGACGUGAGUCACACUAUAAGCGGAGAAAUGUGGCUCCUAAGCUUUCAGAAGAAGAGAGGGCCGCUAAACUUAGGCAGAUGCAACUUGCUGCUGAGUUACAUGAAGGGGAGAGAUGGAAACGUAUAAAGAAGGCUGAGGAGACUGAUGCACAGGAAGCAAACCAGAACACUAGUUCUAGUGGGAAGAAUUUCUUGGAUACUGCUCAAAAAAGUAUAUAUGGUGCUGCAGAAGGCGGGAGCUCUUCAAUAGCCGAGAGUGUCCGACGGCGGACCCAUUAUUCUCAAGGCAGAUCUGGAGGUGAAGGCAAUGCAUUUAGGCGGUAAAUGCUGCCUGUGGUGUUUCUAUCACUUAAUUUUAGUUAUUUCAGUUGUCUCUAGACCCUUCUUACAUGAGUGUUUUCCUGUCCUUGUACCUACAUAAGAUUCAUACUGUGUAUCAAAUAUUGGAAUGAAUCCUCUCCGUUCACAUUAUCUCAAUUUCAUCCAUUACAACAGUUUUGAGAAUAUGAACAUGACAAUGUAAAAUAUGUAACAAUGAGAUAUUAUAUUAAUGAUUCAUAGUUUAUCCUUCA
This is a messenger RNA of Medicago truncatula (barrel medic), 1926 nucleotides long. RefSeq names its product pre-mRNA-splicing factor CWC25 homolog. The coding region runs from base 164 to 1678 and encodes 504 amino acids. The transcript is spliced from 4 exons. The record is from RefSeq and is a predicted model, not a curated record. Gene Ontology annotation, biological process: mRNA splicing, via spliceosome. NCBI's taxonomy places the organism in Eukaryota, Viridiplantae, Streptophyta, Magnoliopsida, Fabales, Fabaceae. Gene Ontology annotation, cellular component: U2-type spliceosomal complex.